Messenger RNA from Cladocopium goreaui, 4048 nucleotides. The record is from the annotation of a GenBank genome assembly. NCBI's taxonomy places the organism in Eukaryota, Dinophyceae, Suessiales, Symbiodiniaceae.
GUUGGAAGUCCCGGCUCAGAUCUUCGAAUCUUAGCAUCCUUGCCAAAGAUAGCCCGUGUGACUGGCGGUGGCAAUGCGACGGCGCCGAAUGGACCCUACAGUUCCAUGGAAGCUACUCAGGUCGGGCUAGUGUGGCGCCUGGCCAGACGGGUGGUUGCAGCUCAUUCAGAUGUUACGGAAGAGAACUUUGUGGACAUCGAUCCAUGGCAGGAACAGCCAUCCGGAGACACAGAAACUCAAGGGCAACAGCAGCCUCAGACGCAAGGCAACAGCAGUGGAGUCAAAGAGCGAGUGUUGAAGAUGAACGCAUUGAUAGAUCAACAUGAUGACUCCGAACUUCUUCCACCGAACCCCAUGGAGGUGGAUAAGUGGUAUCAAAACUACAUAGCGAUCAUGGGAUCACAGCCAGACGAGACAGAGGAGCCCACGGCAAACCAACUGGCGGCACUUCGCAAAAAGAUCUUCAUAGACAUUGAUGGCAGCAGAUGUGCCCCAAAUUUGUGCGUCGAGAUUGGGAUCCUCUUUGGCCGUGGUCAUGCAUCUUCAUCCAGCUGGCUGCAGACAUGGAGUACUGCGUCGGAAAGGGUGCAUCAUUCAGCAGCUGGAUGGAUAGCGGCUGGAGGGCGUGGUGCUCCAACGGUGGCAUUGAAGGCAGCGGUCCUGGACACGAUUCAAGGGGGCCACAAAGCGCUUCAAGCCGAACAUGAACCGGCUGGGCAAAGCGGAAAUGGUCGAAGAACACAGGCCAACAGAGACAGACGGCAGACGAAGAAGCGCAGGCUUCAAGCAGACCGGGAAGAGUUAGCGAGGCACAGAUCGUCGAGUACAAAUCAAGAGAAAAGCGGCCCUUCUCCAAAGGGAAAGGGAAGGGAAAGUCAAAGGACCAAUCGGGCCAAGAGAUAUGCUUCAGCUGGCCUUCGGGAAGGGGAACGUGCUCAGACGUCCCACCUGGAGGUGAAUGCAGGGGAGCCGUCAAAAGAGUGCGCAGAUGCAGAUUGGAGACAGAUGUAUGACAAGAUUGACCAAUCCAUUGAGAAGGGGGAGUGGGAUGGUUUCCACAGCGGUUUCCCAUGCGGGGGCUUCUCACGAGUGAGAUGGAGGGAGACAGAAGGAGGACCUCCACCUGUGCGAAGCGCCGCGCAUAUCUAUGGGCUGCCAGGCAACACAAGGCAGCAACAAAAGGAGGCCGACGACGGCACCCUGAUGGCCACUAGUUCAGCAUGGCUGCACCGAAAGCAGGUGAGAAGCUUCAGGCUGAGGGCAGUUCCAGAAGUUUCCACACUGGAAAAUCCGCCUGGAGGUGUCAAUGCAGGAUCUGCACGGGACUUGCCGGAGAGGAAGCAGGUGCUGGAGGAGACAAACUCCUCCAUCGCGGAGUUCAACACCUGCGUAUGCGGAUUCUCGGAGCGGGUAGUGCAUGUGCCACUGCUGGGAAAGAAUGCAGCAGAAGCCGCGGGAGAAUAUCCAGAAGAGCUCACGGACAUCAUAGAAGUCCAGCGAGAUAAACGAGCUCCAGGUGCAGUGGCCGCGCAACGAGGAGGAGAAGGAAGCGAUGGCGUCUUCCUCAACAAGGCCUUCCAGGAAGAAGACAAGAGAAGAGCAAAACGACUCUGCCAUCGAAGGGAUGAGAAACCUAGCCAUAUCCAAAUUACAUCAGGUCAAGGAAGUUGGAGAAGAAAUCAACAAGGCCUGGAUGUCUUUCAUCUCAGAACACCCGUUGCAGCAAACUAUGGGUCAAGCGAGGCAAAGUUCGACGACAGCGUCCUGCAAGCAUGGUCCAGAAGAAUGGAGGACCUGGUGGAGAUACAGGAGCAAGACGGCGUCACACUCCAAGACAACACGGAGUUCAAAUCUCCGAUGCGAGCGGCCAUGUGGGAUGCUUGGUGGAUGAAGGCAAGGGACCCAAAGCAAUUCCUGGGUCGAUGGGCCAGGGAAGGGGCACCUCUUGGCAUCGCCAAGCUCAUCCCGGACUCAGGCAUAUUUCCACAAGUAGAGCUUGAUGAAUCACUGGAAGAAAAGACAGACAUGUCAGUGCUGGUGGACUUGAGGAACUAUGAGCCAGCAGAGUCGCAGAAAAGCGAGGCGGCAAUCGAAAUAGAGAGGUACGUCAAGAAGGGCUUCUGCAAGAUCCUCCCUCUGGACCAAAUCCAUGAGAAGUACCUGGCAGUGACUGCUAGCCGCUUAGCCCUCAUACUCAAACAAAAACCAGAUGGAUCCACGAAGAGGUGCAUCGUGAUAGACAUGAAACGGUCACAAGGGAACUCAAGAGCCACGGUGAGCGAGAGGAUCGUUUUGCCGAGGUGCCAAGACGUGGUACAGAGCCUAAGAGUCAUGCGCGAGAAGGAGUCGGAGCUGAUGCGUUUGCCACUUUGGCCGGUAGAGAAUAUAAAGCUCACCCUGGCAGACUGGAAGAACAAGGGCAUGAUCCCCACGAAGGAACUUAGGUGGGCCGUGACCACCAUUUACGCAGUGUUGACGGCCGCAAUCAAGGAAGAAGCAACAGAAGUGGAAUUUGGCACAAAAGAGAGUGGGAGACAAGAGGCCAAAGAUUGGCCUGGUGGCAGUCAAGAGACUUGGCACGGUAUUCCCUUGGCUCCGUGCGAUGUUCCAGACACCGGACCUGCUGAUCAGAAGAGAGCUUUCAGGAGAAGGAAGCAGUGUGGGGUGUGGUUACAGACGCCUCACCCACAAGUGGGAGGCACUUGGCACCCAGUGGAAGCUUUUCAAUCCCUUUUGCAAGAGCACAAGGCAGCGGCGCAGGAGAUUGAGUACGGCGAGGCAUCCAGUCAAGCCGUGAUGGAAGGCUUGGCCAUCUUCAGAGCAUUGCACAUAUCAUGUGAGGCAGUGCUGGGCUCAAACAUGGAGCUGGUAGCAGCGCCCCAGCUCCCAGCGCCAGUAGUUCUGGACGCACCGGCCGGUCAGCGAGCGGCAUGGCUGGUGGGAUGCUGCGAGCACCAGAGCCCACAGCGGUGCGAACAACCAGAUCACGGCGGGUCCAUCCUUAUGGGGUCCGGCUGCGGAAAGGGCGAACCGAGCAUCGGCAUUGUCAAACGUACCAAGGUGCAGACGGCAGGGGAACAGAACAAGCGGAGGAGGAUCCUCAGCCCUGAACGCAAUGAUGGCAGCAGCGAGCCCAAGAAGAUAGAAAGCGAUGGCAGGGUCAACCCCAAGCACCUGGGAAAGAUGGCAAAAGAUAGAACUUGGGCGGCGAAGGUGAGAAAGGGCUUCGUGGGAAAGUUUUGCGCAGCCCCCACUCUAACAACGAAGAACGCCAAAAGAAAGAAGGUCACAGAGAUCUUGGACUGCGUGGGACGGCAUGGGAAGAGGGCGAUAGAGGCGUCUCAAGUCAAAGCGGGGCAAGUCCAAGUUGACUUCGAAAACAAAGUGGUGAAGCUCUACAUCGCCAAGUCAAAGACAGACCAAAAGGGUGCAGGUGAAAAGGACGGCCCACUUUUCCCUGACGAUGAAGGGAAUCCCGUCUCAAAGGUGCACAUGGUGGCAGCGUGGGCGAAACACAUCGAUGAAAAGGUCACAGGGCAUACGGCCAGAAGAUCAGGUGCUACGGCGUAUGCAAAGGCAGGGAGAAGCAUCCACAACAUACAGCUUCUUGGAAGGUGGAAGUCGCCUGCAGUCUUCGUGAACAUAGAGGACACCAUGGCGGAGGUGCCCAUGAAUACUAUGCGAGGAAAAGAGGCAAGCGAGACAAACAUCCCGGACGAGAAACACAAGAAAAGAGACUUAAAACCAAAAGCAAAGGCUCAACCGAAGGAGGCAGAGGGCCAGCCUCCAAAACCCGAGGCAAGGCCCUUGGCGAAGGGUCAAGAGAAAGAGAGGUGUACGCAAUCUCAGUGUCCAGGGGAACCACCGUGGAGCAUCUGGUGGGACAGGCAGCAUGGGGAAUGUCCAGUUGGGCAACUGUAUGUGGAUGAAACUUUGCAAGAAAGAAGGUCAAAGUUGAGCUCACAAAGAAACCGGCUUUUGGGGCAACAAGAUGCAAACAGUGCCUCAAGAUCAAACAGGUGCGCGACGGAGUCAGUAGAGCCAGAGA